Messenger RNA from Cavenderia fasciculata, 153 nucleotides. RefSeq lists its product as uncharacterized. The transcript has a single exon. The record is from RefSeq and is a predicted model, not a curated record. The coding region runs from base 1 to 153 and encodes 50 amino acids. NCBI's taxonomy places the organism in Eukaryota, Evosea, Eumycetozoa, Acytosteliales, Cavenderiaceae.
AUGUCCGAAGGUGUCCAAGUCCUAGUCAGUUGUGUAGAUAAUCAUAAUUCCCUCUCUGAUGUAAAUAGAUCAAAUGAUUCAGCCGAAAGCUGGAAAAUGAAUUCUGGUCAACAAAAACUUUUUGAUCAAAAAUACCCUCAACUUACAAGUUAA